AUUGGUGCAAACAGGCGCUGUGUCUGCAGGGGGGCCAUGGAGGAGCGGCGCCAGGAGGGUCCCGGCAGAGGGGGCAGCCGUGGGGACCACCAAGAUGGCGCCCGUGGUGGCCACCAAGAGGUCAUCCUUAGGGACAAGCAAGAUGGCGGCCAUGGGGACAAACAAGAUGGUGGCCAACAAGAUGGUGGCCAUAGGGAUAAACAAGAGGGUGGCCAUCAAGAUGGCAGCCACAGGGACAACCAAGAAGUCGGCCAUGGGGACAACCAAGAUGGCGGCUAUGGGUGCAACCAAGAUGGCGGCCAUGGUGGCCACCAAGAUGUUGGCCAUAGGGCCAGCCAAGAUGGCAGCCAUGGUGGUCACCAAGAUGGUGGCCCUAGAGACAACCAAGAUGGCAGCCAUGGUGGUCUCCAGGAUGUUGGUCAGAGGGAGAACCAAGAUGGUGGCCAUGGGGACAACCAAGAUGGCGGCCACAGUGGCCACCAAGAUUUUGGUCACAGGGGCAACCAAGAUGGUGGCUAUGUGAAUAACCAAGAUGGCGGCCAUGGUGGCUACCAAGAUGGCGGCCAUGGCCACAGUGUUACCCACGGUGGCCAUCAAGAUGGCACCCAAGGGGACAACCAAGAUGGCGGCCACGGUGGCCACCAAGACGUUGGCCAUAGUGACAACCAAGAUGGCCGCCGCGGCCACGAUGUCACCCGUGGGUGCCACCAGGAGGACACUUAUGGGGACAACGCGGCGCCACCGCCCUGCAAGAAGCCACGGCGCUGCCACCGCUGUCCCACCGCCGUGCCACCGGGUGUCACCGCCACCAGGUCCCGCUGCAGGGCCUCCAGUGUCACCUCCGCCGUCGGUGUCACCUCCACCAAUGUCACCUCCACUGGUGUCACCUCCGCCAUUGGUGUCACCUCCAUUGGUGUCACUCCAACCGACGUCACCUCCAUCGGUGUCACCCCAACCAUUGGUGUCACCUCCACCAAUGUCACCACCACUGAUGUCAUCUCCGCCGUUGGUGUCACCUCCACUGGUGUCACCCCAACCGACGUCACCUCCAUCGGUGUCACCCCGACUGAUGUCACCUCCAUCAGUGUCACCUCCACCAAUGUCACCUCCACCAAUGUCACCACCACCGAUGUCACCUCAACCAUCGGUGUCACCUCCAUCGGUGUCACCCGAACCGAUGUCACCUCCACUGGUGUCACCCCAGCCAUUGGUGUCACCUCCACCAACGUCACCUCCAUCGGUGUCACCCCAGCCAUUGGUGUCACCUCCACUGGUGUCACCCCAACCAUCGGUGUCACCUCCACCGAUGUCACCUCCACUAUUGGUGUCACCUCCACCAGUGUCACCUCAACCGAUGUCACCUCCAUCGGUGUCACCCCAACCAUUGGCAUCACCUCCACCGGUGUCACCUCCACCAAUGUCACUGCCACUGAUGUCACCCCAACCAUCAGUGUCACCUCCACUGAUGUCACCUCCACCAAUGUCACCCCAACCAUUGGUGUCACCUCCGUCGGUGUCACCUCCACCAGGCCCAGAGGUGCCGCCGUCACCACGUCCACCCCCGCCGUCACCUCCGCAACACCCAAAGCUGUCACCGUCACCAGGUCCAGAGGCGCUGCCACCAACAACACCCGCUCCCAACAUGUCACCGUCACCCGGUCCCGAGGUGCCACCACCACCACCAGGGCCGCGUCCAAAGCCACCGGAGAUGCCACCGCCAUGAUGGACACCGUCGGCGCGGUGACGACCGCCGGAGGUACCGCGGUUGUGAUGGACACCUCCGAAAGCACCGUCGGUGCUGCCAUGGCCACCAGAAGUGCCACCACCAGAGGUGCCACCGCCGGAGGUGCCAUCGGCCUGGUGACAACCAGCAGAGCUACAACCACCAAAGGUACAACCAGCAGAGGUACCGCCGGAGACGUCACCCAAGGUGUCACCACCAGAUCGACGGCCGCCAGAGGUGCCACCACCAGAGGUGCCGCCACCACCAGAGCUACAACCGGCGGCGCCGCCGGGGACAUCACCAGAGAUGUUGUUGGAGGUCCCACCGGGCGUAGGGUUGGAGGAACCAUCGGAGGAACCAAGGGAGGAACCACGGGAGGGACCAUCAGAGGUAGCAAUAGAAGAACCAUCGGAGGAACCAUCGGAGACACCAGUGGAGGUGACACCAUCGGAGGAGCCAAUGGAGGAACCAUGGGAGGAACCACCGGAGAAGCCAUCAGAGGAACCAUCGGAGACGCCACUGGAGAUGGCACCAUCGGAGGAGCCAUUGGAGGAACCAUCGGAGGUAGCAAUAGAAGAACCAUCGGAGGAACCAUCGGAGACGCCACUGGAGAUGAUACCAUCGGAGGAACCAUCGGAGGAACCAUCAGAGGAACCACUGGAGGUGACACCAUCGGAGGAGCCGAUGGAGGAACCAUCAGAGGAACCAUCAGAGACACCACUGGAGGUGACACCAUUGGAGGUGGCACCAUGGGAGGUGACACCAUUGGUACCAUCGGAGGUGGCACUGACACCAGAGGUACCAUCAGACCCACUGUUGGAGGAACCAUCGGAGGAGCCAUCGGAGGAACCACCGGAGCCUCGCCUGACGGCACAGCCGGCGUCGAUCCCACCGCAGAGCCAACUGGAGAUGAUGCCACCGCCGCCACCACCACCAGCAGAGCCUGCG
Messenger RNA from Lagopus leucura (white-tailed ptarmigan), 2671 nucleotides. Its product is annotated as mucin-19-like. The transcript has 2 exons. The annotation marks the transcript as partial. The record is from RefSeq and is a predicted model, not a curated record. NCBI's taxonomy places the organism in Eukaryota, Metazoa, Chordata, Aves, Galliformes, Phasianidae.